Molecule: messenger RNA, 1899 nt
Organism: Talaromyces proteolyticus
Lineage: Eukaryota; Fungi; Ascomycota; Eurotiomycetes; Eurotiales; Trichocomaceae
Exons: 6
Coding region: 1-1899 (632 amino acids)
Biological process (GO): regulation of DNA-templated transcription; DNA-templated transcription
Cellular component (GO): nucleus
Molecular function (GO): transcription cis-regulatory region binding; DNA-binding transcription factor activity, RNA polymerase II-specific; zinc ion binding
Source: RefSeq, a predicted model, not a curated record
AUGAGGUGCCGGCCGCUCCAUGGGGAUACUAAAUGUGAGCGAUGCUCUCACAAAGCUCUUGAUUGUGUAUUUCAAGAGCAUCGCCGGGGACGGAAGCCUGGGACAAGGCAAAUAGCUUCCCUAGCUAAAAGAAGACCAUCAACUGGUAGAGAUGAGAAUAAGAUGCAGGAAACAGCAGCUACCCAUGAGAAUGAAUCGGAUACAUUAGCCAAAGUAAUAUCGCCUGAUGCGUGCAGUGGGCAACCCACACAGCAGGCCAGCUUGCAGCCUUCCGGACUGCUCAACCGCGAGGCGAUGAAAGGGAAAUUCUCUCUCCUUAGAAUCCUCAGCACGGACAACGACAAGCCGCAAAUUGUGAUGGAGGAAGCUCUGGCACCUCCUACACAAGAUGCGGUCAGAGCAGGACUCGUUAGUCAAUCAAUCGCAGAGUUCUUGUUUGACAGUUUCAUCAAAAUACUGAACCCCUAUAUCAGUCAAUUAGACCCCGGUCAUCAUACAUUCUCUUAUGUCCGGCAAAGAUCGUCUUUUCUUCUCAGUUCAAUACUGGCCGCAUCGGCUAAGAUGUUCAAUCCUGCCUUAUAUAAACCUCUUCGUGACUACGCAGAAGAUAUGUUUGUGCAAAACUUUCGAUCUGGAAAUAAGUCUACCGAGAUAGCACAAGCUGUCUUAAUUCUUACCUACUGGAAGGAUCCCGAAGACACCCGCUCAUGGGUGACUUUAGGGUACGUAAUUAGAAUGUGCAUUGACUUGGGAUGGCACAAACUGCGUCCACGAUCAGCCCAAGACCGAGAACACUUGACGGAGACGCAGCGCCGAGAAGCGCGCAACGUCGAGAGAACUUGGUUCGUUCUAUUUGUAUACGACCGCAGUAUGAGUUUGCAGACUGGGAAGCCGUGGAUGAUUGAGCGCAACGGAUUCUUGGAAUCAAUUGAAUCUUGGUGUAAAGACUCGAUAGCAACAGAAAGCGACAUCCUAUUAGGGGCCUUAGUUACACUUCGCCUGCUUACGUCCGAGGUCUUUAGGCUCUUAGGACCGCACCGUCAAACCAACUCAUUCCAGAGUACGUCUUCACUCCUGACCAUAAUUAGUAAUCGCAUUGAGGAGUGGGAGAACAAAUGGUUGCAUCUGUAUCAAAAUGCAUCUGAAAGUUGCCACCCCUUUCUGAUCCGAUUCUACGGAACUCAUCUUCGUCUCCAACUUUACUCAUUGCCACUACAGGAAGUGCUUGGAUCAUCACAACAUGAUAUCACGUACAAUCUGGAAUCCCUCUGGUCAAGCUACUCGAGCGCAAUUGAGAUGCUGAAACUAGUGUCGCACUUUUCCCAGUUUCUAUACUUUGCUCAAGACUCAAUACACGUAAUGACAGCCUAUGCAGCCGCUUUCCUGAUCAAGAUUCUAAUGUCUGCGCCCCGAUUAAUUGUCAGCGAGAUCGAAUCUGUCACUAUCGAGACAAUCCGCACAGCAGCAGCCGUCUUUUCUCAGCAAUCUGCGCCAAAUGACUCGAGCUGCUUUCUUCAAUCCCGGUUUCUUUCCAAAAUAACCUCCGACUACGAUGAUAUUCGGCAACGAAAUACGGAAAAACAAUCAUCGCUAAACCCGCGAUCUAGUACUCCUUAUUGUGAUGUUAAUACAUCAACAGUCGACAAUUCGACAGACGCCGAAGGAACGUUUGAUACUCUCUACCAGGAAUCUGCCGCCCCAUAUGAAAGCAACGAAACCUUCCAACAAUUAUGUACCUCCGCCAAUACGACUAUUCAGCGUCUGGAAAAUGUAAACAGAGAGAGUAGAGCACCAAAUUUGGCAGAGAAAAUAGACUUCAUUCUGGCGGAUAACGAUGUCUGGACAAAUGCCUUGGCCAGCGCUGGAUUUAACGCUCAAGACGUGUUUCUCUUUUCAUAA